Messenger RNA from Acaulospora colombiana, 158 nucleotides. Lineage: Eukaryota; Fungi; Glomeromycota; Glomeromycetes; Diversisporales; Acaulosporaceae. The record is from the annotation of a GenBank genome assembly.
AAAAGGCAUCGGAAAAGGCGGUAAAGCGUCAACAUGUCCCGAUACAGUUCUUGUCUAAGUCCCCUUCGCGGGUGGCUCCGCCAUGGGCCGGACCCCCGGUCAAACGUGGAGCGAACGGUGGACUGGGUUGGAGUCUGAAUCAGGACCGUCCAUACUAG